Messenger RNA from Gongylonema pulchrum, 425 nucleotides. Lineage: Eukaryota; Metazoa; Nematoda; Chromadorea; Rhabditida; Gongylonematidae. The record is from the annotation of a GenBank genome assembly.
AUGCAUUUGAAGGCGCGCGGAGCUUACGAAUGGGCUAAUAUUGGUGGUGUUUUGUAUUCAUUACUACUAAUUUUUGGUAUCUAUUCACUGGUGUUAUUUUUCACAUGCCCACUGACAUAUGAGGCCGAUCAGUGCGCUCGUGCUAAUAUCGCUGGGGAUGAAGGAUCAGUGCAUAUUUUUGUGGCUUUCAUAAGACCAAAUUUCAGGCGUAAUGAACCGCAACGGUGGUUGCAAAACGUAGCAAUUUUAACUACCACAAAAGGCGCAGGCAAAUUUUGCUUAGAAUGCAAUCGAAUGGCACCGCUGCGAAGCCAUCACUGUCGACUGUGCAAUAUGUGCGUGCUAAGGAAGGAUCAUCACUGCUUCCUAACGGGCGCUUGUGUUGGAAUUGCCAACCAGGUUCGUUCAGUGUUCCACAAGUGAAU